Molecule: messenger RNA, 3985 nt
Organism: Ostrea edulis (European flat oyster)
Lineage: Eukaryota; Metazoa; Mollusca; Bivalvia; Ostreida; Ostreidae
Product: ankyrin repeat and sterile alpha motif domain-containing protein 1B-like
Exons: 9
Coding region: 706-2031 (441 amino acids)
Molecular function (GO): protein binding
Source: RefSeq, a predicted model, not a curated record
GUCAGGGGAAUCCCAACAUGAUGUAUUAACUCAUACGCAACUGUCUAGUUUAAAGGCUGAAAGAGCUUAAAACAACGAAUUACUAAGAGGUAUUUGAUAUUUUUAUUUCUAUUAAACUUAUGUUACGGUACUGUUAUAACAAAAUACACAGCUUUACACAGAUAAGACCACCGAUGAUCUGAAAGUUUGAACUGGUCACGUGACUGUCACUUGAAAUGGCAGUGACGCGGUUAUUUGUAAACAUCGAUUUAAAAUCAAAUUAUUUGGGUUAAAACAGAUGAAAUAAUUUAUGAUAGGUCGUACAGUCUCAUAACUACAUACGUGCGAUGAUUUAAUAGCGUUUUUUCGAGAUGGAAAAAAAUAUUGUAAUUCGGACCAUACAGCUUUAACAAUAUCACAAGCAGUAAUCACAAAAGUUUUAUGGCAGUAUUAAAAAAUUAUCAUACGAAACAUUUGGUCUUUCGGAUUUUACUCGUACUACAUUUACCACUCGCCUCUGUUUUAGGCUGGUCCCCUACACCACCACUUCGUUUUCGCUGUUAUGAUUAAGGUAGUGGGGAAAAACGAAGUGGCGGGAUCGGGAACCAGACAACGAAAUGGUGAAUCUCUAGUAUGUAAAAAAAAAAAAAAAAAAAGAAAAAAAGAGAAGAAGAAAUAUAUUGUUAUGCGCUUUCAUUAAAAUAAGAUAGGUGAACAUUUAGCGCCAUGGGUCAAGCGGCGUCCAGACAGGAAGCGUUUUGGGAGGCCUGUGGGUUUGGGCACGAAGACAGAGUGAAGAAGUUCCUUGAAGAUGGUGACAUCGACGUUAACUGGGUAUCUUACACACACGAUUGUUGUCCAAUUCAUGUGGCAUCCCAGGGAAAACCUAACAUUGUAAGAAUGCUGCUGGAGAAAGGGGCAAAGGUCAACGUUAAGGAUGUGCGUGGAAGUCUACCUAUUCACCAUGCGGCUAUGAAAGGUCACAAUGAGGUUGUAAAGAUACUGAUCGAUGCGGGAUCAGAAAUUGACACACAGGAUAAAAAUGGUUGGACUGCAUUACACUGUGCUGCCUACUGGAGUAAGCCUGAUGUUGUGAAAUGUCUGUUGAAGUAUGGGGCUGAUGUCCACAUUCAAAAUAAGGAUCAGAGAACAGCACUACAUGAAACAGCUCGAUCACAACAAAUGGGAGAUUUUGAUCUCGGAGAAAUUGCACAUGGACUUAUUGAAGCAGGAAGUGAUGUCAAUGCAAAGAGCAGUGACCUGGGGGAGGCAGAUUUCACUGGCCUGAUGUUUGCCAGCUAUCACAACCACCCAGAAGUAGCCAGUGCUUUGAUCAAUGCAGGGUGUGAAAUCAAUGCGUUUGGAACAAACCGCUGGACUGCACUACACUGGGCCUGUGACCGUGGUAACGAAGAGAUUGUGUUUCUUCUUUUAGAGGCAGGGAUUGAUCCAACGAUCAGAGGAUGGAGAAACGAGCUGGCUUCAGACCGUUGCCAAAGUGACGAGGUGAAGGAAAUGGUGAUGAACGCUGUCAACAUGUUUGAGGAGAUGUCACUCUUGGAUCACAAGGUAUCUGGUGACAAUAUUCAGAAGGGUAGCUCAAAGAGUCCUGUGACCAUUCAACAACUGACCAACAAUCUAACAACUUCCAAAGGCAAGACAACUGUAAAUACAGAGUCCGGUACAAAGGACACUACAACAAAAUCUGACAAAUCAGAAAGUCAACCAAAAAAGGAAACCAAGAAAUCAGAAAAACAACGCAACUUAGAGGGCACACAUAAAUCAGAAAGUCAACCAAACUUGGAGGAAAUAGAUGAAUCUGAAAAACAACCAAACUCAGAUGAAACAGACAAAUCAGAAAAACAAGAUAACAUAGAGGAAACCAACAAGGGGAUUGUUAAGGUGGACAGCAUAACCAGAACGGAGCAGCUUGAAAAAGUUAGCUCCCCUAGCAAGGAUGAGACCAGAAUGGCCAAUGACCGGGAAACAAGUGAAUGUGAACAGACAGAUAGACAGAGUGCCAGCAGUGGGAAUCCUGAACACUCCAGCUGAUGGAUGUAGAAUGUAAAUGCUCAGUCUGAGAUCUAUAACAUUGUUUCAGUGCCAUGGUUUACUGGGGAUGUCUCCUGUAUGAGAGUCUAACGUGUAGAUAUUGGAAUGAGUGUUUGUUGUAAGUUUUUUUAAUACCAAACCCUACCAGAUCAUGUCCUGUGACACUUUACCACAUUGUGCCUUCCCAGAUUGUUUAUCACUCUUAACAUCAUAUAAUUAGGAUUGAUACCAUCAUGAUACACCACCUUCUUGAUACACCACCCUCAUGAUAUGAUGUGUAUGGCACAUUGAUAGCAACACGGUUACAUGUACAUAUAAAGAAUGAAAUGUUUACUUUGUUUGGAUUAUUGGAAAAUAAAAACAAUUAAAGGUUGCAUAUUGCCUAUUAUAUAAAAAUUACUCCAUGCUUCUAUCAUAAGACACAUUUAUAUUCACUGUGUAGUAAUAAAGGCCUAGUUCGAUCAUCAAUGGCAGUAGUUGUCUAGUUGAUUUCCGGACCUUCAGUGUGCAUGUCUGGUUAGCAUUCUUUAAGCGUGGGUUGGUAUAUGGUAGAUCAGACAUUAGCAGUAAUACUCCUUCAGUUUCAAACAAAAACAGUUUGAUUAUACUUUGGAUCGACUCUAGUUACUAAAGUUGAGGAUCAAGCUAGGCAGAAGUUUUGAUGUAAAUAUAAUGGAAGGUUGCUUGAAUUUUGAUUUCACCUAGACACAUGUGCAUGUAUAUUGUGUUCAUAAUCAUAAUGGCGUUUUUAGUGAGAAUUACAAAUCAUCCAUUUGAAUUAAUAAACUUAAUGCUUAUAAGCUGCAACUAAUGUAAAUCUGUAAAUUAAUAACAUUGUAAAUUUGUAAGUGAUUAGAAAGUUGUACAUGCGAUUGUAGUUACACAAUAUGCGACAUGUUACUUGUGAUAACACUAUUGAACACCGAACAGUUUGUAGUGUAAUGUAAAACAAAUUAUUUCCCCUCAGAAGUGUGAUUAACAGUUUGAACAAAAUAUUUCCUCUUGGCAAUACGAGUAGCUGCUCGAACAAAUCUUUUCCUCUUUGCAUUACCAUUAGCAGCUUGAACAUAUUAUUUUCUGUGUGAGGAAUGAAAUUGACAUUAAUGUACCAAACACUGAACAGAACAAAAAAAUCAAACAAAACUGCAAAGUUCUGCGAUGAAUCAUGUCGGCCCUAAUUAUAAUAAAAUCAAAGUGUAAAGUCCUGCAUUAUAAGAGUCGAAUGAUUCCAAAUUAUUUACUCAUCUCAUUUCUGCAAUACAAUUCAUGAAGGCAUUGUUUAAUAGGCCAAACAACAUGUUGUGUAGAUAGACAUUUUAACUGGGGUUUUGUUUCAUUGCAGAGAUUCAGUAGCAUAUAAAUUUUGGUCUGUCUGCAAAACCUUUAACCUUGGCCUAACAUUUGAAUGCUUUGUGCUAGGACUUUCAUAUUUGAUUUGUGUACUCCUUGUGACAAGACCUUUGUUUUUGUACCAGAUUUGUUUUUACCUCAUGACCUUUACCAUAGAGUUUGACCUACUUUUUAAAAACUUUAUGCCAUAUCUUUUAACGUUUCCUGCUAGAACUUUCAUAUUUCACAUGUGUAUUCCUUGUGACAAGACCUUUCAUUUGGUACCAGAAUUACUUAGCUGCCAUAUAGGGACAUCACAUCAUGUUUAUGUACCUGCACUGCAACCUGUAUAGUGGAAGCACUGGAACUAUUGGGGAUCUCUGCAACUGUGUGCAGAUUUAUGGUCACCUACUAAUCUAAUGUACUACUUUGACAAAUAAACUAUGAUUUUUGGUGCUUUACUAUUAAUAUUCUUCCUAGUGUUGAAAUCUGACGUAACCUUCCCCACUGUUUAAUCCCGGGGCUCCUUUAUAUCAGCCAUGGCUGUUCUGUGCAUUCUAUAUACAAUUUGACAGAUUGCAAGUUUUGUUCACGGAGAUUUGUGCAAUAAAAGAAAACGACAGAA